Messenger RNA from Colletotrichum truncatum, 1608 nucleotides. RefSeq lists its product as uncharacterized. The record is from RefSeq and is a predicted model, not a curated record. Lineage: Eukaryota; Fungi; Ascomycota; Sordariomycetes; Glomerellales; Glomerellaceae.
AUGAUGGCAUUUACUGUUCCUGCAGUUGUCGUUCUCUGCUUGUCUACACUGACACAAUGCAACCCGGUGGACUUGCAUCCUAGCGAAGAGGUUGCCCGAAGCCGGGGACCCCAAAUCUUUAACGCCGUACAUGAUUCUAUGAAGCAGUGGGGCUCGUCUCUUCAUCACAAUGGCAUGUCCAUCUUCCUCGCAACGGUCCCUGAAGGUGUGCUUCUGUACCAUGGAAACACUAGCCCAGAGUCGCCUUCUGAGCCGGAUUGGCUGGCGUACGAAAUCGAGCAUGCCGAACAGUUUGCCCAUUCAUUUUCCAGACGACCACCCAAGGGACCUCCUGGCGGACCACCGGGAGGUCCACCAAAAGAGCCACCAGGAGAACCGCCACAAGGCCCUCCUGGACACCCCGACGCAGGAUUCUUCGAUACGAAUGGGCGGCAACACGUACUCGGCAGCAGAGCUGAGAAGCGCGCCGAAGGGGCAAGAGGCUGGCUACACGUGUAUCGAGCAACCGAGCCUCUCCAGCUUCUCUACGUCGACGGCAUGAGCGGCGGCAAAACUACCAUGGGGACACUCGACACCCAAGACUACCUCCUACGGAGCGUCAGAUCUGAUCCGUGGGCAGAGAAAGAACCACCAAAAGCCCUUGGCGGUGGCCCGAUGGGAGAGCGAGAGCGCGCCGUUGACCUCUGCAAACUCAGCACGUCAUGGGGCUUGCACGGAAUUUUGCGGAUGGAAGCUGGCUUUGAAAUCAUCAUGUGCGAUUUUGAAAAGGGUCUGGAACAGGUACAAGCGCUGCGACGCCCGGAGCCGAGCCGUCAAAAUGAGCGCCGGGGCGAGGUUCGGGGACUCGAAACUCUCCGCGGCUUUGCGGAGAGAUACCAAGGUAUCGGCGCUUCGCGAACACUAGUGGACUACUCGUCCAUGGUUUCCGCCUUCUUCUUCCCGGUCAACCUUACGAAUCCCGACGAAAAACGACCGGAUCUUCCCAGACUUUCAGAAGUCUCCGAUUCCGAACUUGCAUCCAUCAAGGACUACCUGCACGAGACCAUCCAGUCCCGUCUAGGUGCCCAAACUUCUCCAGUUAACUGGCAGGGUAUUGCGGAUCUCAUCGUCGGUCGAUACUCGGAUAGGAUUGAGUUCAUGGCGAGCCGUUCAUCUUCGCCCACCCUUUUGGCUGACGAAGUAAGCUUUCUGUUGGAUGUCUACAUCCACUACCCCGAUGACGGAGGAAAACCAGAUCUGCCUGAAGCUAUUUCGCGGUGCAGCGAAUUCUACCUUCAAAUCAUGAAUCCCUCGACCGAAGCCGACCGUCUCAUACACGCAGCUUUCCAGACGGUGACAUCAAGGAUUUGCUCGACGCUGUUCGAUAUAAGGGAACGGGUAUCCGGAGUGGCUGAAGUAAGCCGGUCCGACCUGGAGUGGUCCGCUGAAGCGCUUCAGUCUCUCAUCAGCUUCCUUGGAUGGAGUCGUUUCAAGCGAUGUGAGAGCUGCGACCUUGAUGCGGUGUGUUUUAUCCCUAUGUGGCCGAUGGGAAGCCAAGACGACUACUAUUCUCCCAAUUGCAAGAAUGGAUCAGAUUUGCGCGGCGGAAACAGUUAUUGGAAGAUGUAG